GUUUCUUCUAUACCUUAAGCAAAGAGCAUUUCUUUCUCUCUUCAGAGUUCUCUUCUUGCAAGAAAGAAACUCUCUUUCAGCUUCUUUCUCUCCCCCUUAUUCACAUUCUUAUCUGGUUUUCUGAUCAAAUGGAGUUCCAUGAAGACUGUUAUAGGCAGGCUCAGAGGCCAAAAUAUGACUGUCUUCUAUUUGAUCUAGAUGAUACCCUUUAUCCCCUAAGCACUGGUGUUGCUACUGCUUGCCGCAUUAACAUAGAAGAUUAUAUGAUUGAGAAGCUUGGCAUUGAGAGGAGCAUCAUCCCUGACUUGGGAAACCUGCUGUACAAGAAUUAUGGAACUACAAUGGCUGGACUUAGGGCAAUUGGCUAUGACUUCGACUAUGAUGAAUACCACAGUUUUGUCCAUGGGAGAUUACCUUAUGAGAACAUAAAACCAGAUUCUGUUUUGAGGAGUCUUUUGCUCAACCUGCCUUAUAGGAAGAUUAUAUUCACAAAUGCAGACAAGGUCCAUGCUGCUAAAGCACUAAGCAGGCUUGGUUUAGAAGACUGUUUUGAAGGAAUUAUCUGCUUUGAAACCCUCAACCCUGUUCACAAAAGCACUGUGUCUGAUGAUGAAGAUGACAUUGAGUUUGUGGGAUUAAGCACUGCUCAAGUUCCUGCCAUAACAACUACUAGUUGCUCUGAGAUUUUUGACAUCAUUUCCCAUUUUGCUCAAGCAAAACCCACAUCAGAAUUACCCAAAACCCCAAUUGUGUGCAAGCCUUCAGAAGCUGCCAUAGAAAAAGCCCUUAAGAUAGCCAACAUUAACCCUCAGAGAACACUGUUCUUUGAGGAUAGUGUCAGAAACAUACAAGCUGGCAAGAGAGUGGGUCUUGACACUGUGCUGGUUGGCACAUCCCAGAGAGUUAAAGGUGCUGACUUUGCAUUAGAAAGCAUCCACAAUCUGAGGGAGGCAAUACCAGAGCUUUGGGAAGCAGAUAGGAAAUCAGAAAUUGGUUACCCUGGAAAAGUUGCAGUGGAAACUUCAGUCACAGCUUAGAGUAUUAAUUUGUGCCAACAUGCACUGGCUUGAU
This is a messenger RNA of Argentina anserina (silverweed cinquefoil), 1071 nucleotides long. RefSeq lists its product as uncharacterized. The transcript has 9 exons. The record is from RefSeq and is a predicted model, not a curated record. The coding region runs from base 129 to 1037 and encodes 302 amino acids. NCBI's taxonomy places the organism in Eukaryota, Viridiplantae, Streptophyta, Magnoliopsida, Rosales, Rosaceae.